AUGGGCGAAAUUGCAGAAAUAAAGGAGAGAGUUUUUAACGGUACAGUCCCUGUUCGUGUUUCUUUUGAUAAACUAGAUAUUCCUUUGUUUUUCAAUGUUCCUAGGUGCAUCACAUUCGGCAUUUUCUUCCAUGAAAAAUUGCAAUCUGAAUUCGGAGAAAAAUGCGAUGACUUUUGGAUGACAUCCAAAGGAAGAUAUAUCCAACCAAAUUUACCAGCUGGUUUAAUUUAUGAUUCUUUUGUUGAGCAAAUUUCCCAAUUUACAAUUUUACAGAUCGAUAUCAAAACAACAGAAUUUCCAUUGCAAGACGUAUUGAGAUGCCCAACAAUGCUUGUAGCUCAACAAUUCUUCAAUCACUCGUUCAAGGAAUCCCUUUUCUUACAAAGUGGCAAUCUUUCAUUGCUCACUCAAAGUUCGAACCUACCAUCGAAUAUUCUUGAAACUAUCAUUAAUCGUAAAUACCCUGAAUUUUUAGAAUUUUAUAGCCAAGUUGAGAAGAACUCUAGUGCAUGGAAAUUAUGGCCAAUUAAAGUCAUGGAUAGACAAGGAAAAGUCACAAAUCAUUUCCUCCCAGGUGAUGGCGAAAAUACACUAAAAGAUGCAAUCAAUGCUGAUAAAGCAAUAAUUCAAGGCAUUGAAGUUGAUGGAAAUACGCCAAUCAAAACACUCAUCCCUACCCUUUUAUAUCCAGAUGGAUUUUUGUAUGUCGUAGUCUAA
Molecule: messenger RNA, 717 nt
Organism: Trichomonas vaginalis G3
Lineage: Eukaryota; Parabasalia; Trichomonadida; Trichomonadidae
Product: Autophagy protein Apg5, helix rich domain domain-containing protein
Exons: 1
Coding region: 1-717 (238 amino acids)
Biological process (GO): cellular response to nitrogen starvation; autophagy of mitochondrion; autophagosome assembly
Cellular component (GO): Atg12-Atg5-Atg16 complex; phagophore assembly site membrane; cytoplasm
Source: RefSeq, a predicted model, not a curated record